AGGAAAUACAGGAAGAAUAGUUGUGUGUAAAUAAGAACAUAAAAUGUUUGAGUCUCCGAGAAGCCUCCGUGAGGUUUGCAUUGAUUUCAUCUGUAACAAUGUUUUGGGUUUAUGUGAAGUACACCUUGGUGAUACGGGAGAACAUUCCCCUAAUUCACCAGAUGCAAGUACUUGUAAUCAGCAAGUUAAUUCAUCAGUACAUAAUAAUAAUACAGAUAUUUUGGGUGCAACAACAGCUAGGGCAUCUAAUGAUGGGUCAUCAAGUUCAGCAACAAGACUUAGUUUUAGACAUUCAGAUGCUUUUUUACCUGCUGAAAUUUCGGAACAAUUAUUGUCUAACUUGUGUGAGAAGAAAACUUUGUCUGAGAUGAUUUUUCAUAGACAUGUGCGACUAAAAGAUGCAUCUGCAUUAUCAGCAAAGGGGUUAAAAGUUUUAAAACAACAUAAAGUGAUACAUCUGGUUGUAAAUGGGUUAAAAAUAACUGUCAAUGACCUGAUAAGUUGUUUAGGUGACUGGAGUGUACAAAAUCUUAAUUUAUUAUAUUUAUAAAUAAAUAAAAUGUUUCAUUUAUGAAUAGUUUGUGUAUUUUGUAACAGGUAUUGCGUCAUUGUAACAUUAAGCAAAUUGAGGGCACUGCAUACAUUAAAUGUAUCAGGAACAGAAUUUAAUAAACAUGGUUUGGAAAUAGUUGUUGAAGAUCUUCCUCUUCUAGAAAGUUUAGAUAUUUCAUGUACAAAGGUUGAUGAUAUAACACCACUAAAAAAGUGUAAAAACCGUCUAAAAACUCUUAAUAUGUAUAAUUUAAAAAUAGAUGAAAGUGCAAAUUUAAUCUCAGUAUUAUUGGAACUAAAUGAACUAAGAAACUUAGAUAUUUCAGAUGAAAAAGAUAUGCAUGCUCUUAACUCUGUGUUAGGGCCUGCAAAACCAAAAAUAACAGACUUUUUGAAAGCUGUACAUUGUAUGCCAUAUCUAACUAAUUUAGAUUUAUCUGGUAAGGGUGAUAUAGAUCCAAAAGAUUUAAAAGAAUUUAUUAAAGCUCAUCCAUAUUUGAGGUUUUUGGGACUUGUAAGUACAGAUGCUUGUUAUGUUGACAGUUUAAUAACUCGAACAAAUGAAGAUUAUAGGUCUGAACUUGUUGUUAGUGGUACAGCAUCAGAAUCUCAAAUUUUAGAAGCUCUCAGAAGGUAUACAUGCAGACCGCUUUAUCUUGAAAAAUGUUUAUUUAAUUUAUUCCGUUUAACACACAAUUUUCUUGAACCACGGGUUGACGUUAUAAAGUUAGUAUUACCUGGAAUGAGAGAACAUCCACAGGAAGUUCGUGUACAAGUGCCAUGCACUGCAUGUCUUUAUAAUCUUACUAAAGGUGAAUUUGCCAUCGUGAUUCACCCAUCAAUACUUAAACAAGUUGUUGAACUAACAAUGAUAGCAAUGGAAUCUUAUCCAGCUAACUACAGACUUCAGAUGAAUACAUUAUUGAUUUUAUGUAGUGAUAGAAUUCUGCAGGACGUUGCUUUUGACAAAUACAGAUGUGCAAGAUUAGUGCUAAAUUCUUUAUCAACUUUCAAUGAACCAUCAAUGAAUCGUAUGUCAGUUGCUAUUUGCUCAAUAUUAGCAGCAAAAAUAUCAACUGUAGAAACAUCUAUGCUUGGUGCUCAACCUCAGUAUAUGUCCAAAUUGCUAGCAAUGGUUAGGUCUAAAGUUGAAUCUAAAUCAGUAGAUAUAACAAUGAAAUUUACAUUAAGUGCUUUAUGGAAUUUAACUGAUGAAAGUGCUACAACAUGUGAAGUCUUUCUCUAUGAAGGUGGAAUGGAGUUAUUUCUUAAAGUGCUGGAAAGCUUUCAAGGAGAAUCCAGUGUUGAAACUAAAGUACUUGGUCUAUUAAAUAAUAUAGCAGAGGUGGUUCAUUUAAGACCAAGACUCCUGCAACCUAGAUUCAUCUCCAUGCUUUCUGUGUUGUUAACAUCUACACACAUUGAUGUAUCUUAUUUCGCAGCAGGUAUUGCCGCACAUUUGCUUAGUGAUGGUCCAUGUGCAUGGGUUAUAUCAUCACUAAUAAGUAGAGAUGAAUUAUUAGAACAAUUAGCUCAUACUGUAACUCAUUGGCAAACACCGCAAGGAGAAAUGGUUGCAUAUAGAAGUUUUCAACCAUUUUUUCCACUUCUGCGUUGUUUCGAUGCGUACCCCGUUCAACUUUGGGCAGCUUGGGCAAUACAUCAUGUAUGCACAAAAAAUCCAAAACGAUACUGCAGUAUGUUAAUCAAAGAACGUGUUGUGGAGAUAUUAAAAUACCUGGAAAGUACGCAUACAGAAAAUACAACAAAACCAAAUUUGCAAAGUUUAUGUCAAUCAAUUCUUGAAACACUUGGAUUAAAUUCUUAACGAUCACUAUUGCCUUCCAAAACAAAAUUUGCGUACCACGAAGUUGGUAUACUAGUCAAUGUUUAUCUCAAUGCAAUCUUAUAUCCUGUUCUUUAGACCAAAUAAUUAAAACUGUUAUGUGAACACGGAUAUUUAUCAAAAGAGGACUGAAAUGAUACAAGUCCAGGAUAUUGCUAUUAAACUCUAUAGAUUUAAAUU
Messenger RNA from Habropoda laboriosa, 2578 nucleotides. RefSeq names its product protein zyg-11 homolog B-like. Lineage: Eukaryota; Metazoa; Arthropoda; Insecta; Hymenoptera; Apidae. Gene Ontology annotation, cellular component: Cul2-RING ubiquitin ligase complex. The record is from RefSeq and is a predicted model, not a curated record.